AUGUUCUACAACAGAGUGGAAAUUAAUAAAGAUGAAAAACUGAUGGCGACACCUAAAGCAGUCAGGAAAAUGGCUGAUUUAGCGACUUUAGAUGCAGACAAUGAGAGCGAUAUACAAAUAUUAGACAAAAUAAAUAAAUUAGCAUACAUCUACUUGCCGGAUGGUUGGCUAGAUUGGAAAGUGACAGAACUUUUUACAGAAGAUCUCUUAGGAGACGAAAUGGAUGCACAAUUAUUAAAUAAUAUUCGUUUCGCUCUUCCCACUGUAGGUUUGGCACGAGCCUUUAGGCCGAAAGCUACUAGUUUAUCAGAAAGAAUAUAUCGAGAUAUGAAAUUAAAAAUGUUGGAUAGGCCAUUUUGUGUAAGGCUAAUUAUAGGGCCACUACCAUUAGCAGCACAAAUUCGAGGCUCUGUCGCUCAAAAUAAAAUACUUCUUGCAUCGUUAGCCGAGAUGAAGCCAAUAAUGAUUCCCAGAAAAGAAGCCUGUAACAACUAG
Molecule: messenger RNA, 495 nt
Organism: Psylliodes chrysocephalus
Lineage: Eukaryota; Metazoa; Arthropoda; Insecta; Coleoptera; Chrysomelidae
Source: the annotation of a GenBank genome assembly